Molecule: messenger RNA, 393 nt
Organism: Pediculus humanus corporis (human body louse)
Lineage: Eukaryota; Metazoa; Arthropoda; Insecta; Psocodea; Pediculidae
Exons: 2
Coding region: 1-393 (130 amino acids)
Source: RefSeq, a predicted model, not a curated record
AUGUGGAACAUGAUGUGUGACGUGAUGCCCACAAUAAAUGAGGAUAGUACUACUCAAAGAAAUUUGCAGUUUUCCGGUGAGGAUGCAAAUUUCGAACAGCUCAUGAUUUCUAUGUUGGACGAGCGCGAUAAGCUCUCGGAAGGUUUACGAGAAACUCAAGAGCGGUUAGGGGAAGCUGAAGCAAAACUUCAAGAAGUUGAAAAAGAAAGGGAUUCUCUUCAGAGGCAAAUCUCUGCAAAUUUACCACAGACCAUGAGUAUUGGAAUUCGCCAUUUUAAAAAUUUAGGUUAUAAAACCCUAUUAUUAAACAUUUUUUCUCAACUUAUUUGUACAUUAACAUUUAUCAAUUUAUUUCAUUUUAAAAAUUUGUAUGUGUAUUUACCGGCAAAAUAA